AAUGACGCCAUCAGCGCCCGAUCGGGCACUUUUCGCCACCGCCAACAAGCAGGAUUCACGACAGUGGCAAUGCGUUCUCAGUCUCUAUUGACAGCGCGGGCCUAAACGACAUACGUCUUGAAGAACCACGUCACAGCCCGACUAGGAAUUGCUAAACAGCAAAGGCAUGGCUUCAUCUAAGAGGGACGCCGGCGUCAGUGUCCUGACUCCGGACUACAUGGCCCUGCUUCAGAGCCUGUGCACAAUCACCCGAGCCGAGCGUUAACGAUGUCACCGCUAUCUUCAAGGAAUUCCGCCGUUCUUUGGAUGGCAGAGACCCGACGCCUUCUGUCUCCGCAUCCUCGAGGUUGCCGACUUUCCCCUGUCCAUCCAAAAGACGCGGCGGCAAGUCCGAUAAGAAAGCUACCCGUGCUAGUGCUGUGAGCGUCGAUGCAGUAGUCGCUGGCAGUGGAAGCAGUAACAGCAAUGUCGGCUUCGAGCGUUCCUGUACGUGGGAGCCCGGCAAGAAGCCCUGUUGGAUCAUGUCCGAGCUGGAACUUUGGAACCGGGUUUUCUCCCGGGGCUGCAUCGAACUGCGUGAGCACAAGUGGGGCGAACUUACGCUCCAGGGGUACGAGUGGCCUGAGAACAAGCCGGAACUCCGCGACAUGCUUUGUGCCUCCCUGCUCAUCCAUCUGUUGUUGCGUCAACACAGGUGCCUGACUUGCAUUUUCCUGGACAUUUCUGUGACCACGCUCGAAAGGUACAUUAUGUGGCACGGCCUAAUGACUGGCGCCGGGGGUAUCAAGUGCCUCGAGUUCAAGCCCUACUCCAUCGAUGGACUCCGCCAGAUGAAUUUUAUAGAGAGGACCACUUGGGCUGAAGCGGUGGCAUCCCUGACGAACCUCAGCAUCCUGCACCUUUCCAACAUUCACUUCGGUGCGGAUGUCGCGCGCAUUCUAGGUGGCUACGUGGAGCAAGCUACUGCUCUCGAUACGCUCAAGUUAAUUAAUAUCAAGGCUGAUGACACAGAGGCUAGCGUGUUCCUGGAUGGCCUGGCUCGCAACCGGACUGUGAAGGUCCUCUGUGUACAAGGAUCCUUCCUUAUUGCACGGCAGGGCCAGGCACUGGCAGAAGUCGUCCGAAACCACGUGACCCUUGAGAAACUUGAAGUGACGGGCUUCUUGGCCUGGACUCCAUCUGCUUUGCUGUCCGCGGUGGUUCAAAGCCAAACUUUGACGACGCUUUCGGUGAACGCAUGCUCUUUCCGCGCUGAAGACAUCGAAGCUAUGGCCUCCGCUCUGACACUGCACCCGCCGUUUCCCACUCGUGACGGUGAGGGCGUGACAGAGGUGGCGCCACUUCCGCCAACGAGCCGCCUCGAGAACCUCACCUUUACCAGCUGCAAGAGUUGCGACUCGCGUCUUGACCAAGCGUAUGCAAACCUCAUUGGAGGUGUUCUGGUUUAUCUCAGAUUGUCGCAAUGCUGCCUGGGAGAGGGGUUUGCGGUGGCCGCUGCAGCGAAUCUGCUCUGUGAUAGGCGGCUGCAGGAGCUCCACGUGGGGGACAACGACUUCUCCGUCGGUGCUCUAUACAACAUGAUAGGGGCCCUAGAGGUCAACAAGACGCUAGAAGCGCUCGUCGUCAGCGUGACAGGCACGCAGCCCCAGGACGAGGUCCUUUGCCUGUUCGAUCUGAUCGGGAAAACCGACGUCUUCUCUCGCCUGAAACUGAUCUGGACCCACCCUCGUGGAUCAGACUUCGCGAGGGGCGUUCGUGCUUCUCAAGCGUCCACCAUUUGGCGAAACCUGGACGAGAAUGGAGCGGAAGACGCGGUGGAAUUCCUGAACGCCCUCGUCUCCACUCGCAACGUUGGCGUGGCCUUGCUCGAGUGUACAACGCUUGCAGAACAAUGUGUUGUUCAAAAGCUGACAGACACUCUCGCCCGGACCAAGUUCCUCAGGAAAGUAUAUAGCGCUCAUUUAUUCCAUAACGGGAGCGCUCGGAUCAUGUUCCAAUUUCCAUGUUCAAAUACUAUGUGAAACGCAGGAUAAGUA
Messenger RNA from Dermacentor silvarum, 2036 nucleotides. RefSeq lists its product as uncharacterized. The transcript has 9 exons. Lineage: Eukaryota; Metazoa; Arthropoda; Arachnida; Ixodida; Ixodidae. The record is from RefSeq and is a predicted model, not a curated record. Gene Ontology annotation, biological process: nucleocytoplasmic transport; activation of GTPase activity. Gene Ontology annotation, cellular component: nucleus; cytosol; perinuclear region of cytoplasm. Gene Ontology annotation, molecular function: GTPase activator activity; small GTPase binding. The coding region runs from base 522 to 2021 and encodes 499 amino acids.